AUGGCAUGCCGCAAAGCGCCGGGGGAGAAGCGAUGGGAGCUGGUGCGCUGGUACGUCAAGGAAGGCCGCUUUCGGAUCGAGGAGAGAACGCUGACGGCUUUCCAAUGGCUGUACUCCCCGCACCAGCAUCAUAUUGUCAGCCGAGCUGAUCUGGCAUCACCAAGCAGGAUUGACAAAAAAAUGCUCGCCAGUCUGAAGAUCAAGAAACAGGAGCUGUUAAACAACACAGAUGUGACCAUUCCAGACCGGCCUUUAUCCCCUCCACUCACUGCCCCAGCAACCAUGAAGUCUGCAGAGUUCUUUGAAAUGCUGGAAAAAAUGCAGGCACCAAAACCUGAAGACCAGAGAACUGGAAGCCAGAAAAAUAAGGAAGAUUACAUCCCAUACCCCAGCAUUGAUGAGAUUUUAGAGAAAGGAAGCCCUUAUCCCUUGAUCAUUCUGCCCCAGUUUGGAGGGUACUGGAUUGAAGAUCCGGAAAAUCUCAGCACGCCCACCUCGUCGGAUAGCAGCAUCUCUGAAGAGGAAGAGGAAAACCUUAGCCCUAGCACGUAUGGGUAUAAAUUAGAAUGCAAAGGUGAAGCCAGGGCAUACAGAAAACACUUUCUAGGGAAGGAUCAUUUAAAUUUUUAUUGUACAGCCAGCAGCCUAGGAAAUCUGAUCCUUUCUAUUAAGUGUGAAGAGGCAGAUGGUACUGAAUAUUUACGGAUUAUACUCAGGUCCAAACUGAAAACAUUACAUGAAAGAAUCCCCCUGGCAGGACUUAGCAAGUUUCCUAGUAUCCCACAGAUUGCAAAGGCUUUCUGUGACGAUGCCUCUGGACUGAAAUUUAACCCAGUCCUGUACCCCAAGGCAUCCCAGAUGAUAGUGUCUUAUGAUGAGCAUGAGGUUAAUAACACAUUUAAAUUUGGUGUGAUUUAUCAAAAGUUUAAACAGACUUUAGAGGAAGAAUUGUUUGGGAAUAAUGAAGAGAGCCCUGCUUUCACGAACUUCUUGAGUUUGCUAGGGGAAACCAUAACACUCCAGGAUUUCAAAGGUUUCCGAGGGGGCCUGGAUGUAAUGCAUGGUCAGACUGGUACCGAGUCUGUGUACACUGUAUUCAGGGACAGAGAGAUUAUGUUUCAUGUCUCCACAAAGUUGCCUUUUACUGAAGGAGAUGCACAACAGCUCCAGAGAAAGAGACACAUUGGUAACGACAUAGUGGCAAUUAUCUUUCAAGAAGAAAACACUCCAUUUGUCCCAGAUAUGAUUGCCUCAAAUUUCCUGCAUGCAUACAUUGUUGUGCAAGUGGAGAGCCCUGAAACAGACAAUGAAUCUUACAAGGUGUCGGUCACUGCCCGGGAAGAUGUCCCUUCGUUUGGUCCAUCUCUGCCAAGCCCACCAGUAUUUCAAAAAAACACAGAGUUCAGGGAGUUCCUGCUCACCAAACUCAUCAAUGCUGAAAAUGCUUGCUGCAAAUCUGACAAGUUUGCAAAGCUGGAGGACCGGACACGAGCUGCAUUGCUGGACAAUCUCCAUGAUGAGCUCCAUACACACACACAGGCAAUGCUAGGGCUGGGGCCAGAGGAAGAUAAGCUUGAGAAUGGAGGUCAUGGAGGUUUCUUGGAAUCAUUUAAGAGAGCCAUUCGAGUCCGCAGCCAUUCAAUGGAAACCAUGGUGGGGAGUCAGAAGAAACAUCACAGUGGAGGGAUCCCAGGGAGCCUGAGUGGAGGAAUCACCCACAACAGCGGUGACGUAACAAAGACCACCUUCUCGCCUCCUGUAGCCGCAGCAACAGCCAAGAACCAGUCAAGGAGUCCUAUUAAGCGACGGUCGGGGUUGUUCCCCCGCCUGCACACUGGAUCAGAAAGCCAAUCAGAAAGCAGGACGAGAUGUGACAGUGUCUCAGGAACACAGAAGACACCAGACGGGGGACAUUCUUCUCAGGACAUGAAAUCAGAAACCUCAUCUAACCCUAGCUCUCCUGAAAUAUGCCCCAACAAAGAAAGGCCAUUUAUUAAAUUGAAAGAGAAUGGAAGAUCAAAUAUCUCACGCUCUUCAUCAAGUACCAGCAGCUUCGGCAGCACGGCAGGGGAGAGCGAAACCUUGGAAGAAUACGACAGCGUGGGCAGCCAGCCAUCCACAGCCUCGCCUUUCAAACAGGACGUGUUUUUCUACGGCUCUUCUCCCAGCAAUGAGAAUUCGAGCAUGGCAGCUGCUGCUACACCGGUGAUCAUGAGCAGGAGUCCCACAGAUAUAAAGAGCAGAAACUCUCCGAGGUCCAAUCUAAAAUUUCGCUUUGAUAAGCUUAGCCAUGCCAGUUCCAGCACGAGUCACUAGCAGGCAACAGACAACAUGAACUUGUAAAAGUUUAUUUCUGUUAUAACAAAGGGAAAAAUUCUUCUCUUCCAACAUCAAAUGGGAAACCGUAUUAGCUACACUAACAGCAACUGCCACGCUGCAUUGUGAGAUCUUCACCUAUUCAGCUGUACCUUUAAGUAAGUCAAGAAGAAACUGCCCUCUUGCAGUAAUUUCUGUAAUUCUAACAAGAACCCAUCUUUUCAGAAUGGUAAGCAAGUUACUCGACUCCCAUUUUGUCUGACAAAACCCAUUCUUGCACUGCAGCAGGAGAUGCAUUUUCUACCAUGUACUUGAAGCAACUUCACCCUCUCGCUUGGUACUCUGAAAUGUGUUAACCUCGUGUGCGCCUUGUAUGUACUGUAGCUAUUUGUCCUAAGAUGAGUGUUGUUCAUCUUGUAUAUCUUUCACUGGAAAAAGACAAUUCAAUAACACAUCCUGUUUCCCAUAGGCUUUUUCAUAUUGCAACUCUGUGUCUAUCACGUUGAGCUAGCAUAGGAUUUUCCUUGUCCAGAAAGUAGCAGAGGGACUGUGGUCGAGUGGAUGUGGCCCCAUGCAUGAACUUGAGCAGUAACUUCUGUGGGCCUCUGUUCCCUUCCUCCUUGGUAGGGUAGGAACUGACUCAUAUGAUGGGUUUGUUCAGUGCCAAGCACAAUAGGACCUCCAGGCACUCCCACACUAGAAAUAAUACUAAUGGAGGCUCUGCUAUUUUACAGUAGAGAAUUUGGCCCUCACUCUUUAGGAGGACAUAUGGUCUGGAGAAUAGCCACUUAGCUUGUAAUUUGCUUGCUGGGGAUAGAUUCCAGCCGUUAAGAAGCAGACUUCUGUUGUUUGUUUGUGUAAACUCGCUUGGCAGGACUGUGUAACCCACCUCCUCAGAGGAAGUUCAUCCCCUUUGCUGUGUAAUGGAUUAGACACAUGCUGUGGGGAGCGGCUGUGCAAAGUCAAAAUAGGGCUGGGAAGAAGGGAACACCCUCCCCCCACCCGUGAAUAGAGAGAGAUGAAUAAGCAAACUCCACCCUCUCAUAACCACAAAACAACGCUCCAGCUACUGUUCUACAUCACCCUGGGGUAAGGCUGAUUUCUGCAAACAGGGCUUGUACGUGAGCAAGGUCCUCCUUUGCAUGGGCAGCAGCGGUGUGGUUCGUAUUUUUAUGGGUGCCAUGAUAGUAUACAAGAGCCUGCAGAAUGACCAACACCACGCUCUUGGGAGACAUCACCAAAGAUUCUGCACGUCACCCAAUUAGUUAAGGAAGUUUGCCAUUAGAAAAGGGACAAAAAAAAUUGGAGAACAGUUUUUUAAGCUGUAUAAAGAUGCAACAGAUUUUCAGUACUGUGAGAAAAGCGUCAGGCCCCCUAUUUUUCCUUCCAUUUUAUGCUUCAUGGAAAGCGAUUUCACUUCCCUCACAUAGCGUCAGUAGUACACGGCCUUGUUAAAGAACAGCACUUAGGUCACCUGCCACCUUUCAAGACUCAAUUGCCAUAGAGAAACUGCCAGGACCUGAGGGUUCCCAUAGAACCAAAUGUAGACGUUUAAUCAAACACCAGGGGUCUAAAUGUCCUGUACCUUUUACUCUAGUGCAAUGUAAGUGUAAAAUGGCAUUAUGUUGGUUGGCUACUUUGCACUGUGUGACUACUGCAAGGCAAGGGAGAGUCAGUCAGUCAGAGCCCAGCUGUUUAAUUAAACAUCUCCAAUAGUACUACAGGAACCCAUUACAUUAAAGAAGAGGCGCUUUCAUUUUAUCAGCAGCUGAAUUGCAGCGAGAGGGGAAGUGCUUUAUAUAAUUUAAACACCUUUUCCCCUGCCCCAGAUGGAGUGACUUCAGCUACUACUGGGGAGUGGGAUUCUGACUACUAAGUAGAUCUCAAAAGCACCCACUGAAUUUUGUGGGCCAGAUCUUCAGCUGGGGUCAGCAGGUGAUGCUCCAGCCUUACACCAUGUGAGAAUUGGACCCCACAUAUCAAAUUUGAGUUUCAUGUGAAUGACUUUUCAGUACCUGACUUGUUCCUCCAAAAAUGGGGGAAAAGACCGUGUAAUUUCUAUCGCAAAGAGUUGCUUAAAGCUUCUUUUAUGGGAAAAUAAUUUACUAUCAUUUCAUAUGUUGUAUGGAAAUACUGGUGGAGCUAAAUGCACUUUGUGGUCCUUUUCCCCUCCCGUGCAUGACAGCUCGUACGUCAUUUCUGGUGGUGGGUACAAGUUACUACUUUGAUUUUGAUAUCAGGAACUCUAAAUACCUCUAUCGAUUUCCAAUGUAGCCAGCUUCCUUUUUUUUGUUCUUAUGGAGGCCCCAUCGAAAGGGAGUCUUUCCACUAGAGGGCUCAGGGAUGAGGCCCAUGCCGUUAGCAUGCUAAAAAGAAUGUUGUCAUUUUGCACAGUGCGAAAAGCAUUUUUUUCCUUAAAUUAAUCCAGCUGAUUCACUAACACUGCCUCAUUAAAUGAGGGGCUUCACUUGCGUGUGGAAAGAAAAUGUUCAUACUUUGGUGCCAGAGGUUAGGGCAUCCAGUUUUACAUUUGAGGCUCUGAAGUGUCCCAAAUGGGUCUCUGGUGUCUAAUUUGUGGCUAUAAGUGCAGAAUUAGGAACCCCGCCAAUCACAAUCAUAAUGUGACAGAGGAAAGUGUAAAAUACAUGUGGGCAUAACAAAUUGAGGAGCCGUAUUUUCAAGCAGCCCACAGCAGGGGGAGUGCUGCCCACAGGCAAAUCCGUCUCAGCUGGUACACUUCAGUGUAGUUCCUUUGGGCUGGUCCACACUAACCCCCCAGUUCGAACUAAGAUACGCAACUUCAGCUACGUGAAUA
Molecule: messenger RNA, 5131 nt
Organism: Terrapene triunguis (Three-toed box turtle)
Lineage: Eukaryota; Metazoa; Chordata; Testudines; Emydidae
Gene: RAP1GAP2
Product: RAP1 GTPase activating protein 2
Exons: 26
Coding region: 1-2316 (771 amino acids)
Biological process (GO): activation of GTPase activity; regulation of small GTPase mediated signal transduction
Cellular component (GO): plasma membrane; cytoplasm
Molecular function (GO): GTPase activator activity
Source: RefSeq, a predicted model, not a curated record